Molecule: messenger RNA, 6955 nt
Organism: Anolis carolinensis (green anole)
Lineage: Eukaryota; Metazoa; Chordata; Lepidosauria; Squamata; Anolidae
Gene: ube2o
Product: ubiquitin conjugating enzyme E2 O
Exons: 19
Coding region: 117-4097 (1326 amino acids)
Molecular function (GO): ubiquitin conjugating enzyme activity
Source: RefSeq, a predicted model, not a curated record
CGGAUGCGGACUGCGCCUGCGUGAGCCGGGAGAGUCAGCAAGCAAGCGAGUGAGUUAGACGGCCGCCGUCGCUUCUCUUCCUCCCUCCCGCCUCCCGCCUCCCUCCCCCCUCAGCCAUGGCGGAGCCGCCACUGGCCGCCGCUCCCCCCGCGACACCGCCAUCACCAACGCCGCCAACAGCAGCAGCGCCGGGCAGCGGCGGCUCACAACGCCUCCUCUUCACCCAUGACUUGGUCUCCGGCAAGUACAGGGGCUCGGUGCGCUUCGGCCUGGUCCGCGUCAUGCACGGCGAGGACUCAGACUCGGAGGAGGAUGACGGCGGUGGGGGAGGAGGAGGAGGACGAGGCCCAGCAGCAGGAGGAGGGGGCAGCUCGGCGGGCUCGGAGUCCGGAGGCCCCGGAGGAGGAGCAGGAGGAGGCGGCGGCGGGGAAGAAGGCCGCGGGAGCCCCCUCCGCCGCGGCUACGUGCGUGUCCAGUGGUACCCAGAGGGCAUCAAGCAGCACGUCAAGGAGACUAAGCUGAAACUUGAGGACCGGUCAGUGGUGCCGCGUGAUGUUGUCAGGCACAUGGGCUCACGAGACAGUCAAUGUGGCACUGUUAUCGAUGUAAACAUAGAGUGUGCAGUAAAAUUGGUGGGAACCAACUGUAUUCUUUAUCCUGUUAACAGCAAAGAUCUUCAGAAUAUCUGGCCAUUCAUGUAUGGUGACUGCAUAGCCUAUGACUGGUGGCUAGGAAAAGUAUACGAUCUAAAGAAUCAAAUCAUUCUGAAACUCUCCAAUGGUGCCAGGUGUUCCAUGAGCACAGAAGAUGCCGCAAAACUCUAUGAUGUUUGCCCACAUGUCAGUGACUCAGGCCUCUUCUUUGAUGAUUCAUAUGGAUUUUAUCCUGGGCAAGUUCUCAUUGGUCCUUCAAAGGUCUUCUCAAAUGUGCAGUGGCUUUCAGGAGUGAAGCCUGUUCUCAGUACGAAGAGCAAGUUCAGAGUGGUGGUAGAAGAGGUUCAAGUGGUAGAACUGAAAGUUACUUGGAUCACUAAAAGCUUCUGUCCUGGAGGAACAGAUAGCAUAAGUCCACCACCAUCUUUAAUAACCCAAGAUAAUUUAUCUCGUGUAAAGCGUCUGGGGUGCUUUGAUCAUGCUGAGCGACAACUUGGAGAAAGGUGUCUUUAUGUGUUUCCUGAGAAAGUGGAGCCUGCAAAAAUCACUUGCGAGUGCCCAGAGAGAAACUGUGUUCUAGGAGAAGGAACUAUUGCCAAGAAGGUGGCCUGUCCCUGUUUUGUAUCCAACGUAAAGCCUGAGAAGGUAAGGAAAUUAUUGAAGAAGCAGAUAGUGAAGAUCAUGUCCUGUUCCCCGGAUUCUCAGAGUACCCCUGAUCACACUGAAGGAGAUUCUGCAGCAGCGGGUGACCAACAAGCAGAAGACCUUAAAGCUAGCUCAAAAAGUGAACUACACAAUGAUGUUGCAAGUUUCCAGGAGGGAAAGGAAGAUCACCUUGAUGAAAUGAGAAAAGGGGUGCCUUGCGAAGCAGCUGGGCUGCCAUUGCAACCACCCUUUAUUCUGAAAAGGGAUGAUGGUGCCUCAGACUACAAGCUGCAUUCAUCAGAACAAGAUGCAGAUGACGAAGCAGCGGAUGACACUGAUGACACCAGCUCAGUCACCUCCUCUGCCAGCUCCACAGCCUCCUCUCAAAGUGGCAGUGGCACAGGGCGCAAGAAGAGCAUUCCCCUCUCAAUCAAAAACCUUAAGAGAAAACAUAAGAAAAAGAAAACCAAGGUUAGCCGGGAGUUUAAACCAGGUGACAGGGUUGCUGUAGAAGUGGUCACCACAAUGACGUCAGCUGAUGUAAUGUGGCAGGAUGGCACAGUGGAGAAAAACAUUCGUUCCAAUGAACUGUUUCCUGUCCAUCACUUGGACAACAAUGAAUUUUGCCCUGGUGAUUUUGUAGUAGAUAAAAGAGCCCAGAGUUCUCAGGAUCCUGGGAUGUAUGGAGUCGUACAGUCAGGUGACCACAUUGGCCGCACAUGUGUGGUAAAAUGGUUUAAGCUGAAACCCACUGGAGAUGAUGUUGAGCUGGUUGGAGAAGAGGAGGAUGUGAGUGUAUACGAUAUUGCUGAUCACCCAGAUUUCCGCUUCCGCACUACCGACUUUGUGAUCCGUAUUGGCAAUGCUGAGGAAGGUGCUUCAAUUGGUGAGAAUGAGCCCUCUGUGGGACAGGUGGCUCGUGUGGAUUUCAGCAGCAAAGUGGAGGUGGUGUGGGCUGAUAACUCCAGGACAAUUGUUUUACCACAGCAUUUGUACAAUAUAGAAUCUGAGAUAGAUGAUGAGACAGACCUGGAUUCCAUUGAUGGCAGCACUAGUGGUGCCUCCUCAGAUGAAUGGGAGGAUGAGAGUGAUAGCUGGGAGACCGAUAACGGCCUCAUGGAAGAUGACCAUGCAAAGAUCGAGGAAGUUGAGCCUGAGGAACCCCCUGCAGAAGAGGUGAAAAAGGUGGAAGAACAGGUACAAGGGGCUGUUGCUAUGGCAGUGGCUGACCUAACGACAGAUAAGGCCAGCAAAGAAGGUACCCCAAAGAGCUUCCGAGAGUUGAAGGAGGCCAUCAAGAUCUUGGAGAGCUUAAAGAAUAUGACAGUGGAACAGCUUCUGACAGGAUAUCCCACUUCACCAACUGUAGAACCAGAAAAGCCCACCCGGGAGAAGAAGUUCCUGGAUGAUAUUAAAAAGCUGCAGGAAAAUCUAAAGAAGACUCUGGACAAUGUAGCUAUUGCAGAAGAAGAAAAAAUGGAGUCCAUGGCAGAGGCAGAGAAGAAGGAGGAAAGGGAGACGCAAACACAGACCGCAGGGCCUUCAGAAUGGCCCAGUGAGACACCAGUGCUUUGCCAGCAGAGUGGAGGCAAGCCUGGGGUGACCUUCACCAGUGCCAAGGGAGAAGUUUUCUCUGUGCUGGAGUGUGCCCCAGAUAGCCAUGCUUUUAAGAAAAUGGAAUUCCAACCUCCUGAAGCCAAGAAAUUUUUCAGCACAGUGAGAAAAGAAAUGGCAUUAUUAGCAACCUCAUUGCCAGAUGGCAUCAUGGUCAAAACCUUUGAGGACAGAAUGGACCUCUUUGCGGCACUUGUUAAAGGACCCACGCGCACACCGUAUGAAGAUGGACUCUUCUUAUUUGACAUCCAGCUUCCCAACAUAUACCCAGCUGUCCCCCCUCUCUUCCGUUACCUCUCCCAAUGCAGUGGGCGCUUGAACCCCAACUUAUAUGACAAUGGAAAGGUCUGCGUAAGUCUUCUGGGGACAUGGAUAGGCAAGGGCACAGAGAGAUGGACAAGUAAAUCCAGCCUUCUCCAGGUGCUCAUCUCAAUCCAAGGACUUAUCCUUGUCAACGAACCUUAUUACAAUGAGGCUGGUUUUGACAGUGACCGGGGCUUGCAAGAAGGCUAUGAGAACAGUCGAUGCUACAAUGAGAUGGCUUUGAUCCGGGUGGUGCAGUCAAUGAUGCAGCUGCUCCGCAAGCCGGUAGAGGUCUUUGAGCAGGAGAUCUAUGAGCAUUUCUGUUGCAACGGCUGGCGCCUGGUCCACCGCAUUGAGUCCUGGGUGGAAACAAAUGAGCUGGUGGAAAGGAGUCAUGAUCACGCCUUUGUACACCCAGCAUGUGGAGUCCUGGCUGAGAGCCCCGUAGACAGUACGGGGCCAUUGGGAGAGCAAGAGUUAGGAGCUGCUGCAGCAGCAGGGCCUAUUCCGCUCUCUGAUGGCAAGGAGGAACUGGAAGACUCUGGAUGUGGCAUGUCAACACUGGCCACCAAUGACGUUCAUCAGUAUUCAGACUCUGAGAGCCUGGGCCAGGUCAGAGCAGCACACUUCUCCAGAGACGUAACAGAUGAGGGUAAAGCUUUUCAAGACUCUGCCACUCAGCCUAGCGUGAAACCAAAGAAAAGGAGAAAGAGCUACAGGAGCUUUCUACCUGAGAGGAGUGGCUACCCUGACAUUGGGUUCCCCCUCUUCCCGUUGUCCAAGGGGUUUAUUAAGAGCAUCCGUGGUGUCUUGCAGCAGUACCGGGCUGUCUUAGUAGAGGCCAACAUCCCAGAGUGGACAGAAGACAAAACAUCAGGUUAGGAACAGACAGAUGCACAGAAAAGAAGGGGAAACAGGGAGGACGGAGCUAGCAAACAUUGUUAACAAUAAAUAGACUGACUCACUGCACCCAUUCCUCCUUGGCCUGGUUUGUUAUAAAGAAAGCAGAAGCUCCUAUAAGUCAUUUUUAGACUGGCUCUCCCCUCCGCCUUUCCAGACGCACAGGAUGAUUGAGCAACACUGUAGCCACCCACCACCAACCCAUGUGUAUAUCUUGUUCCCCAUUUGAACUUGACAGUGCAAAGGUAGGAGCCGUAGCCUUUCCAUUCCAGAGCUCAUAGAAAGCUGGAAGCGGAUCCUCUCAACUGCUGUUUGUGUGAAGUGACUCCCUGUUUUCUGUUCAGUUUUCUUGGGUGCUAUGAAUGUUGGUAAUGGCGAUGAUGUUGGGGAAUGCUGGAAGAUCUUUAGUUUAUAUCAGUGAGGAAGACACAAUCCUGCACAUUUCAUCCACCUUCUGACCUGACUUCACUAAAGCCUGUCUGUUAGUAAGCACUGAAUAGCCCAUAUUUCAGCUCUGUAUCCAUUCCUAAUUUUUUUUUGGGGGGGGGGGGGGCUCUAUGUGCCACAUCUGUGUGAGCUCGGGAUAAAUUCUCCAGAAAACCUCAGCAUAGUGUAGCUUGGACUUACCAGAAAAGAGUCACAAUUUAACAGAUGUAUUUGUUCUUCAAAAUACCCAAUAAGCUACAAUGAGGCAGAAAUGUAAGCUGUGCUAGAUGGGGCCCACACUCAGAAUCUUCUCUUUGGCUUCUGGAGGUCAUCUGCUAUCUGUCUUAAGUAUAUAGUUUCUGGAGAGUGUAUCUCUUUCCACUUUGCCUUGAAGGGGAAUAGUGCAUAUAUCAUAGCCCACUACUCUCCUAAAUACAUGAACACUGCUACCAGCUUGACUGCAUACACCUCAGGAUGACACUCAAAAUAAUUGCAUGGUGCAACUCAAGGUGGGCUUUUUUCAGUUUCAGUUUUCACUAGCGUGUUCACAAAGUGGCAUCCCUGUCUGCCUGAUUCACUCUUUCCAUGAUGGACUUGUCAAGCUAAUGCUUUAUAGCAACAAGCCUACACUCUGGUAAUCAGUGGGUCUCUUUAGCACCACAUCUUUUAAGUCAAAUCACAGCUUUUAUUGUGAGCCAGUUACUUUCCCAUAUCUUUAUCCUAGAUUGUGUGUAACUUCCCCCAGCUGUUUCCAUGUGAUGUGACCCAUGCGACUAUGGCAGAGAACCAUGUACUUCAGAUGAGCCACAGUUGCUGGUGUGUUCCUGCUCUUGUAUCCUACGCAGGAAAGCCAUCUGCUCUUCAUCUGGUAUCCCCUAUCCCUCCAUAUUUGCAUGACAUCUUAGUUAGUUACCCUUGUAGUCCCCUAUUCUUUGUUAAUGAGCUAAUAGCAGUCUCCCAUCCUUCUAGUUGGAAUAGUCUAGUUGGAGAUGUCGAGAAAGAAGAUGUUUGAUUGAAUAUUAGUGAGCUAGUUUAUCUUAAUAAUAAUGUGGAUCAUGAUUGGUAGUGGCUCUCUAUUUGGAAGGCUACAGUCUACAAGCCAUUUUGGCCAAGCCAAUCACGGGUCAUAAGAGAAGCCAGUCUAGUAAUAUUUUUCCCACGGUGGCAGAAGAAUCAGGUUGAUGCAAUCAUCCUAUAAGGAUGGCAAAAAAGGAAUUUGGAAGACAGAUUGUGGUCUGUGCCCAGGUCACACUGGGUUAUGUUGAAAGGCAGACAGCGUGUCAUCCCUGAGUGUCAUCCCAUUUCUCAUGGAUAUGUGGCCAUGGCUUCCCAUCCUAUCUGGAGCGAGGAAUAUUUCAUUGAGCUUGUCAAAGGCUUUCAUAGCUGGAAUCACUGGGUUGUUGUGAGUUUUCCAGGCUGUGUGGCCAUGUUCCAAAAGCAUUCUCUCCUGACAUUUUGCCCACGUCUAUGGCAGGCAUCCUCAGAGGUUAACAUCCUCAACCUCUGAAGAUGCCUGCCAUAGACGUGGGUGAAACAUCUGGAGAACGUGCUUCUGGAACAUGGCCAAAUGGCUUGGAAAAUCCACAACAACCCAUUUCAUUGAGAUGUUGACACAUAUUAAAAAAGCAAGCUUUCCCAGACUAACCAUCACAUAGCGAUCUGUCCAGUUCUGAGUGAUGACUACAUUCCCAUUUUUAAUAGAUUAGCAAGCCAGGAAGUAGUGCUCUUGUCAGCAAUGAGCUGGAGGAGCUUUCUUUUUCGUGAGCACAACUGAGCUUUGCCUGAUUUCAUGGAAGGAAGUAUUGUCUCAGAGGAAGAUCUUGCUUUCUCCUUGUCCUCCUAGGGACCUACCUUUUGCAUCAAUCAAGCACUGACCAUAUAUCUUUUGCUGUCAGCCCCUAACAGAGGCAUGCACAGAAGUUUACAUUUUCUCCCUGAUAAGCUUUUGGAUAAUGUGAAGCUCUAAUUAUGCAGUUGCCGGUAAGCACACUGCAGCUAUGUAAGUUUUUUUUUUGGUGUAUGUAUGUAAUAAAGAGUGAAGAAAAUUUCAAAGAGACGAAAAAUUGCUUAAACACACACCGAAAAGCCAAAGCAUGAGGCAUAUUGUUAGUCUUGAGAUGGGCUACAUGAUUGUGAUGUAUAAAUUAAAAUCUCUUAUCUGUUAAGUGCUGGGGUGGGAAGGGGAAAGAAAUUAUUAAAAAAUACAUUUCUAGCCUUGAUUCUGUACAGUAUUUAAAACUGAUGGAGCUAUUAUAUUGGGGCGAUGCUUAGAGGUGUGUUACUUUUGCAGCUGUGAAUGCUUGGUUGCUUACAAUAUAUGUAUAAAGAUAUUGUGUGAUCUUUUUUUUUUACUUGCAAAUUUUGUUUGGCUAAUUAAGAUGUAGAAAUAAAGGAGAGAAAGUGGCUUGCCAUUA